GGGGCCGCUGGGUAGUCGAGAGUCGCGAGGGGAGGCCGUAAAGCACCCUCAGCGCGACGGGAAAGGAAAGUGCGACUCCUGGAGGCGCGCUUUGCGGCAAAUACCAGUCUCCGACAGCUUCCGAGGGGCAUGUUGGUUGUGCUGCAGCGACAGCAGAACCUGAGUUCCUUUUGAGAGAGGAGGAGAAGGCUUUUGUCGGGGGACAUUGGGACAUGUAGUCCUCGAAAGGAAUUGGCGCUGCUGAAUUGGCAGGACUGCCUAUUGCAUACUACCAUAUCAAGUACUGUCAAGACAUAGAACCCAGUGGCAUUAGAUCAUAAAUAGUCAACAGGAAGGAGCCUUUAUGAUUUAAAAGAUACGGUUACGUGGAAAAUAAACUGCCUCGCCUAUUCAAGCUGGAAGGGAGGGGCCACAGAUUGCAAAAGUGCUGGGUUUCAUUGUGCCAGGUACUUCCUGCUGUACGCCACACCUGUUUUAUCACAGACGCUCAAUGAAAUCCUGAAGUGAAAGCCAGCAUGUUACCAGGAAACAACAGAGUCCCCUCAAAUGUGGAUGGUACAUGCUGCCCUUCAAAGCUCGCCAAUGUUAAGACUGUGUAUUUUUACCUAUUUCCUGGCAGUGAGAGCAGACAUAGGUCAAGAAUGCCCUAAAUUUACUUCUUUAGGUUUUUCCGAUGCCUUCCUCGGUACAAAUCUGAAAGUGCAACUACUUCUGUAUACAAAAAGAAAUCAAAACUGUGCUGAGAGCUUCAGUGACCACAAUAACUACAAUCUAACAGUAUCUACAUAUCUAAAUGUGACCAAGAAAACGAUAAUUAUUAUCCAUGGCUACAGACCCACAGGAUCUCCACCAGUGUGGAUUGAUAAAAUUAAAGAUCUUCUGCUUGAAAUAGAAGAUGCCAACAUCCUAAUAGUGGAUUGGAAUCGGGGUGCCACAACAUUAAAUUAUCCCAGUGCUGUUUCUAAUGCCAGGAAAUUGGUAGAUAUUCUGAAGAUCCCGAUUGACCAAAUGUUGAAUAAUGGAGCAACUCUUGAGUCUUUUUAUAUGAUUGGAGUAAGCCUUGGUGCUCAUGUAGCAGGACUUAUUGGAAAAGCAUAUGGUGGUGGCAAAAUUGGAAGAAUUACAGGUCUUGAUCCCGCAGGGCCUUCAUUUACUGGAAAGUCGUCCCAUGAGAGGUUGGAUUACACUGAUGCCCAGUUUGUUGAUGUCAUUCAUACUGAUAUUGAUGCUUUGGGCUACAGGAAACCUUUGGGAAACAUUGAUUUUUAUCCAAAUGGAGGAACAGAUCAGCCUGGAUGCCCAACAUCAUUCCUUGGUGGAUUAUCUCAAUAUUUCAAGUGUGAUCAUCAAAGAUCUGUUUAUUUAUACAUGUCAUCAUUGGAAGAGAACUGUAAUGUAACUGCAUAUCCUUGUGAUUCAUAUGAGGAUUAUAGAAAUGGAAAAUGUGUGAGCUGUGAAGUUUUUCAUCCACUUCCAUGCCCAAUACCUGGUUAUUAUGCUGAUAAAUGGAAGAACCACUUAAUUGAAAAGAGCCCUCCUGUGACAACAGCAUACUUUGACACUUCAGACAAAGACCCAUUCUGUUUAUACCAUUACUUUGUGGAUAUUAUUACUUGGAACAAAAACGGUAGGAGUGGUUUCAUAAAGAUCAAAAUAACAGAUAAUGCAGGGAACACCACAGAAUCAAAAAUUAAUAGUGAUGCAGCUUCAUUUCACCAGUACAAGCAAGCCAAGAUACUUGCUGGAUUCUCCCCAGAUUUUGACAACAUAUCAAAAAUUGCCUUGACAUUCUCAACCAAGAAUGUAGUGGGUCCAAAGUACAAGCUUAGAGUCCUAGAAAUGAGAUUAAAAUCACUUUCAGUUUCUAAAAGGAUUCAGCUAUGUAGAUAUGAUUUCACACUGCUGGAAAAUAUUGAAACAAGCUUCAGACCCAUUCCAUGCUUUGACAUCACUGACUGAAACAAUAAUUUAUUUUAAACAUUACUUUCUCAGGGACAUUGUAUACAUCAAGUUAAAGUUGGAACAUAAAGUUAACUUGGCUCCCUUUAAGAAUGCUAAAAUUUCAAAAAAUAACGCUAACUUUGAGAACCACAGAAUGAAAUUCUGCAAGUAUUUCUGCUGUUCCCAGUGUGUUAGAAGCAUGUAUCUCUAAUCCAUUUCUAAUUACAGUAGAGUCUCACUUAUCCAACAUAAACGGGCCGGUAGAAUGUUGGAUGAGUGAAUAUGUUGGAUAAUUAGGAGGGAUUAAGGAAAAGCCUAUUAAACAUCAAAUUAGGUUAUGAUUUUACAAAUUAAGCACCAAAACAUCAUGUUAUACAACAAAUUUGACAGAAGUAUUUCAAUACGCAGUAAUUCUAUGUAGUAAUUACUGUAUUUACGAAUUUAGCACCAAAAUAUCACGAUAUACUGAAAACAUUGACUACAAAAAUGCGUUGGAUAAUCCAGAACGUUGGAUAAGUGAGACUCUACUGUAACGAAGAAGAGAGUCAAUGUGAUGAAUCAUCUUUUUGUUUACUUUGUAGUCUUCCAAGCAAUGAUAUUACAUUCAAUUGAUUUUAACAGUAAUUACAGUUUGAUCUCUGUAUGUAGGGUCAGAACUCAUAAAAACAUACCUUUUCUCAUUAACUUUGGAAAGAUUUAUAUCCAUUUAAUGUAGAUUUGAAUGGUCAGUAACAUAGGAUACCAAUUACCUUUUCAGAUAUUUGCCUGAGAUGCACAUGGGCAAAUGUCGUUACAGAGCCGUCUUCUAUCUGUUAUACUCAGCACACUAGGAACUAACUCCUGGUUGCUCAGGAUGUGUGGGGAUCGGUUUAAAUGCCAUCUUAUCUCUGUUCCCAGUUUUAACCCUGUGUAUGUUUGAGUGAGCAUCUGAACAGAACUAAGCUUGUUCGAAUCAUUCUUUGGAAGAGUGUAGAACAGAAUUGGAGAUUUUGAAAAAGUCUUGGUGCAGAUUGAACGCUAUUGAAUGAAGUUGGUUGUCUGUGUUGUUUGAGCCUAAUGUUGCUUCAACUGGAUAAGGAAGUGAAAUCUAUUACUCUGUUCAGACAUUUGGUUAUCUAGAACUUACAGACUAUUCUCACUCCCUAAAGUUUAAGACAUCUGAAAGUUAUGUCCCCUUCCCAACCACGUAUCAGUUGAACUUGACAGUCAUGCACAUCAAUGCUAAUACAACAGGACUUGCUCAUAUGUUCUGGAUAGCCACAUUGUGCAUUUGAUACUCGCCGAUGCCGAACAAAGUUCAUGCAGUUUGCUUAGGAAAUGAAUACGGUAAGAGGAGAUAGAACAAGUGUAUAAAAUUAUGUUUGUGGAGAAAGAUGGUUUCCACCUUUUCUUGGAAUCCUAUACCAAUAGUAAUUGAAAUUCAAUGGGGAGAGACUCAAGAUACAUAAAAAUAAACACAUUGUUAAAGAACUUGUCAAAAAGGCAUUGGAUGAAUAUUUAGUUGAUAAGACCAGGCAUCAUGAUGGAUACAUAUUAUUUCCUGUAUCUGUUAAGAUUGUUUCUGUAUAUCACUUAUAAAUGAAUAUCGGUCAGUGGGUAUAGUUGCACUUAACAUCCUCCUGUGAACAUCUGGUUAGCACUGCAUGAAAAAGCUGUAGUAGAUUGGCCUCUGAUUUAAUUUGCCAUAUGGCUUUUCUUAUGUUGUGGCAUUUCUUUCCCCAUCAUGUUUAUUCAAGAAUGUCUAUUAAAUUCAAUGGGACCUAUUUCUUUACAGGUACAGUAUGUUUACCAGCAUGUCCUUGUCUGCCUUUAUUAUAAUUUUGUCCUGUGAAUAUUAUUAUUUUUAUAUACAUUUAAUAAAUAUUUGUUUAUUGAAA
Messenger RNA from Anolis carolinensis (green anole), 3818 nucleotides. RefSeq names its product lipase I (gene lipi). Gene Ontology annotation, molecular function: carboxylic ester hydrolase activity; glycerophospholipase activity. The transcript is spliced from 11 exons. The record is from RefSeq and is a predicted model, not a curated record. Lineage: Eukaryota; Metazoa; Chordata; Lepidosauria; Squamata; Anolidae. Bases 547 to 1959 code for a protein of 470 amino acids. Gene Ontology annotation, biological process: lipid catabolic process.